Molecule: messenger RNA, 7758 nt
Organism: Sceloporus undulatus (fence lizard)
Lineage: Eukaryota; Metazoa; Chordata; Lepidosauria; Squamata; Phrynosomatidae
Gene: RAB31
Product: RAB31, member RAS oncogene family
Exons: 7
Coding region: 362-949 (195 amino acids)
Molecular function (GO): GTPase activity; GTP binding
Source: RefSeq, a predicted model, not a curated record
GAGGGAGAAACAAAAUGGGCGGGAUCUCUCUCUCUCUCUCUGAGGCUGUUUUUGUGAAGGAGGCCGGCCUUGUUUUGUGGGUGCCACUGCCUUUGUUCUUUCCCCUCAGGAGGGGAGCCCCCCAAAUGUCCACCGCCUCCUAAGAGAUGCCGAACUACUAGGGGCUCUCGUCCGGCCCUCCUUUCUGGGCCUGGGCGAAGAGGGGAGCCCCUGGAAGGGCGAGGAGGAGCCGGGCCCCAUGUGACGACGGUGGCGGUGGCUUGAAGUGCUGCUGAGGCCGCCCAGAAACCGCCGCCGCUGCCGCCUCCUCCUCAGCCUUUCGGAGGAGCCGAGGAGGCCGACGAAGGAUGCGAAGCCGCCGAUGAUGGCGAUACGGGAGCUGAAAGUCUGUCUGCUUGGAGAUACUGGAGUUGGCAAAUCAAGUAUAGUUUGUCGAUUUGUUCAGGAUCAUUUUGACCACAAUAUUAGUCCCACUAUUGGUGCUUCUUUCAUGACUAAAACUGUGCCUUGUGGAAAUGAGCUUCAUAAAUUUUUGAUCUGGGAUACAGCAGGCCAGGAGAGGUUUCAUUCAUUGGCACCAAUGUAUUACCGUGGAUCAGCAGCAGCUGUCAUAGUAUAUGAUAUCACCAAACAGGAUUCAUUUCAUACACUGAAGAAAUGGGUAAAAGAAUUAAAAGAACAUGGACCUGAAAACAUUGUAAUGGCCAUCGCUGGAAAUAAAUGUGAUCUUUCUGAUAUUCGGGAGGUACCUAUGAAAGAUGCCAAAGAAUAUGGAGAAACUAUAGGUGCAAUUGUUGUUGAGACAAGUGCCAAAAAUGCAAUUAACAUUGAAGAACUUUUUCAAGGAAUCAGUCGACAGAUUCCACCCUUGGAAACACAUGAAAAUGGCAACAAUGGAACAAUCAAACUUGGAAAGCAGACUACACAGAUGACUAGGCGAUGCUGUUAAAACCUACUUGGUUUGAUUUACUUGAAAAUAACAUGACAUAAUUUGCUUAUUUAUUGAGCAACAGACUUCAGAAACAAAGUGACAGGACAUCUUGUCUAAAAGCAAUAACAUCAGUACUAUCAGUGGGGACAUUAGGAAAAAGAUCUUCAAAUUAGUUCUUCAAAAUUAAAAUGGAUGAUUCACCUUAGCCACAAACUGUUUAAAACCUUGAUCAACAUUUUAAAGCAAUCUUUCUAAACCAAUGGCUGUUUUAAAUAGACAUUUUGUCUUAAAAUAAUUUGUCAUGCAAAUGGUACAUUUUAUACAAAAUUCCUUCUUCUUCUGUUUACAACACAGUAUUUUAUAUUGACCUUUAUGGAAUUACAGUGUAUAGUACUUUAAUUAAGUGAAGGACGUGUAUGAUUUUAUCUUUUUUUUCUUCUUACUAGAUGUGGCUUCAGUGGCUUUGUUUUUAGAACAAUAACCUUUUCUUUAAAGAAGCUGUUGAUCAGAUAGAUGUAUUCCAGCCCCAAACAGAAAAAAAUUCUAGCAUCUUUUACAAAGAAUAAUGAAAUUCUGAUAAUUUUAGUUUGUAGCUUUUAUUUCUUCUGUAAUGGAAAAGAAGAAUCACAGGCAUUGAACCUCAGUAUUUUAAAAUACAUUAGGAAUAUUUACAUGAAAGGCAAUGAAAAUGAUAUCUUUUCAUUUAACAUAAAAGUUAUAAUAAUAAAAAUGACAACAGAUACUGCAGCAGAAGCCAAAAGGGAUAAAAUGAAAGAAUAUUUUAUUGAAUUUCUUUAGUACUUAUAUUCAUUUAAAGCCCAUCUGGCAGAUAUAUGAUACCAUCUGUAUCUGUCAGUAGUUGUGUACUUCUCUUCUGCAUGGUUUAAUGUGAUGAACAUCUAAUGCAAUGAAUAAUAUUUAUUUACUUGUUCUGCCCACCUCUGUUUGAAUGACAGGAUUGAAGGACCAGUCAGCUGUAUUCAAAUGCACUCUUUUUGUAAGGGAGUUAUAAACAACUUUAAAAGAAUCUGCUGUAGAAAUUCUUGCUUGGAUUCAGAGAUGGAUACAUAUAUCUUUGCUUGCCCAGGAUAUUUUCCUGUUUCUGCCUCUUUCUUUGCUACAGUUGCCUACAUUUCUUAAACUAAAUCCAGAGGAUAAAGUGAUCCUUUGGAAUGCUGUGUGAUGGGGCCCAAGGGGCUAGUCAGGAUGAGGAAACUGGGAGAAUUCAAUGGGAAGUGCCAUUCUGCCCAUGCCAGACAUUGCAAGCCAUUGUGCUGGCAUUUGAUACCAGUGAUAUAUCUGGAGACAAGCAGAUGGAAGUAUUAAAUCACUCUGUUACUUCAGUAAGAACUAUUUGUUUCCAAACUGUAAAAUAGAGUGGAAAGAACAUAAAAUAGAGUGAAAAGAACUCAGUACUGGUGUUUGUGAAUUGCAGACUAACUCUGUAGUCUUGCAACUAUAUUUGGUCAAAUGGAUGAACAUAACAAAGUAAAUAGUGCUAACAUUAGUGUUAUUUCUGUGAGAUGAAGCCAGUGUAUGUAGCAGAAUUUAUGAACAACUUUGUGGAUAAUAAGUGUGAGUGAUACAACUAAGAGCUAGAUCAAAAUGUUCCAUAAUGGGAGUACAAAGCCAGUGCUUUCCAACUUGAAAAAUACAGACACACUUAAUAUUGGUAGCUUUCAGACCUUGCACAGUGCACAUAACAUGCACUGUGUCAGGUAGUUUGAGAAAGGUUAAAUUCAUUAUUCUUAAAGCAGUUAAAGGCUGACAGACUACUACAAGUGCAGUGAUGAAGACUUCAUCUUAACAGUUUAUAAAUGGAUGGAUUGUAAAUGCUACAGAAUUUUAAAAAUCACAAGCUUUUUAAAAAUGGCAUAACCACACACUAUGUUUAAAAGCAUAUGAUUGGAAGCAACUCAAAAAUUUAUAUACUGUAUAUACUCAUGUAUAAAUCUAGAAAUUGUAGUCAACUCCACUUGCAAACUCUUCCUUGUGAGAAUGGGAAGGGAAAGCCAGUUUUGUCACCAUCAGAAAGCACAUUAUGUUGCAUGGCGUGCUGCUCCAGGGCACUGUUUGGUUUUUGGCACUGGUUUGGCAGGCCACAGAAUAAAUGCUAUAAACAACUCGUGUAUAAGUAGAAGCAACAUUGCUUUCUUGAUGAAUCAUAGGAAUUAUCUUUUCUUUGAAUAGAUGAUAUGUCAUGUGACCUAUGGCUAAAACUAUUCCCUUUUGGGAGUUAAAACUGUCAAAUAACCAUAUAAACAUCUCCUUUACUGUACCUAUUACUAUUAUUGUUGUGAAGCUGGGAUGAUCUUUUUAUGCCGUGUAAAUCUUUUUCUGCUUGGAAUAGCUUCAAUCAUAACUUGGUUUUAUUACUGCUAGAAAGAUUGGCAAAGAAAUCAUUGAUAAGAAAAAUAGCAAUUUUUACCAGUGAAUAGUAUUUCUUUGAUGAUUUUUUUUAAAAAAAUGAAUUUAUGGGAUUGUCUGAGGGCUCAUUCUGUACAAAUGUUAACUCUAGUGAAGAGUCCCAGCAUGAACCUUCAAAUGGAGACAUACCAAGGCCUACCAUCAAUGUAGUAUAGAAUAUGCAUAGAAAAAGCAUGACUGCACAAUUACAGCACAGUCCUAUGAAUGUUUAUUUAGAAGUAUGUUCUAGUGUCUUCAAUGGGGCUUACUUUCAGGAAAGCAUGCAUAGGUUUGGAACCUUAAUGACAAACAUUCUGCACAUUGGUGGCAGUCCAUGAUGCCUUCUAGUUUUUAUUAUACGUACUGUGUGGUAAUAUGUAGAUAAUAAGUUUAAAUCUGGGUCCAAAUAAUUAUAAAAACAGUAUUCAUCUGUCAUCUUUUAAUGUAUUACAUGCUAGGUUAUGUCUAUUUUAAACCUGAAUAAUAAGGUACAGUAUUGCUUCGAUGAAGAAUGAGUAUAGUACAUAUCCAGUUGUAUGAUAUCUGCAUUUAUAAACUAUCUAAAACUUCCCUGAAACUUGUCAGUAUGGUGGCAAGAGGGCUAUUUAGUUACGCUACAUUCACUGAAACUCCAUUUUUGCUAUAGAGCUAAGGGGGGGAGGGAGUUGUAUUUUUCAGUGCUUUGUUCGCUAUUAUUGUGUAUGGAUGUAUGUUCCUUCCGGUUGCCUGCUGACUAAUAGUGACCCAAUGAAUUUCAUAGGGUUUCUUAGGUAAGGAAUAUUCAGAGGUCGUCUGCCAGUUCCUUUUUCUGAAAUGCAACCUACAGCACCUGAUAUUUGUUGGCGGUCUCCCAUCCAAGUACUAACCAGAGCUGACCCUUCUUAGCUUCUAAGAUCAGGUGGGAUUUAGUGCCUUUAAGGUAUUUGGGCCUAUUAUUAUUGAACUCUUGCAUGGUGGUCAGACUUUUCAAAUCUAACAGAAAUCAGUUCUCAUGUCAUAUAAUCCUGAGUAGUCUAAACAAGAGACAAGGAUUAAGAGAAAUGAGGUGGGGCUGCAGGGCUUGUUCUGUUUUGAGACCUGAGAGACAGAUACAUGAACACCUCUCUAAGCACUAGUCUUAUAUGCAUCAUUUUAAUGGAAUGAAUUUGUUCUGGAUUCUCCUGUAGGCAUGACUGGUGUGCUUCAAAUUACAGGAACAGCACUAGAGUGGAGAGAGGAAAUCCGGUUUUCUCUCUCUCUCUCUCUCUCUCUCAAUCUGGAAGUGGCCAAAACUGGAAGUGGCCAGAAAUCCAUUCCAGAAUUUGAGAACUGGACAUUCAAGGGGAUUGUAAACCCCUCAAAAAAUUCCAUGGGGACCCUUCACACUAUAGUAGCACUCUGAUUAUACUUUAAUUCCCAUGGCAACAUCCUUUGGUAUUCUGAAGUUUGCACUUUAGGGAGUGGUAUUUAGAAUUCUUAGCCAGAGUGCUGCCAUGACAGUUAAAGAGGAAUUAUGACAUAAUUGUGUAGUGUGAAAGUUGCAUGACUUUAAAAUCCAAUUAAGAUGGAUUUAAUACAUCUAAAUCAAUGCAGAACAGAAACCCACAUUCUCAGUUUUAUUUAGCUUAUAUUUCUAUUCUCAGGCAAUAACUUCCCUUCAAGCAUUUUCAAAGUUGAAACUAGGUUAAAUCCAAUAUGAUAUUAUGUGGUAGCACUGGAACCUUCUUCCGCUCUCAUCUGCCACAAACCUACUGCAGAGGGCUUCUCAUUUAGCACACGGAGGCUGGGGCAGAAAUGGAGUUUCUUAAUUCCAUAAGCAAAUGCAGCUUUCCCCAGCAGUGCUAGAUACUACUAUCUUCUAAUAUUUGUUUUAUAGUAUUACUUCCCAAAAGAAAGGUUAUUUGUUCCAUUCUCCUCAGUGGGUUGACAUUCACUUCAUGUGACACGGCCUUUCUGUUACUGACACAUGCAAGCAUAUUUCUUCUACCUUAUACUUAGAAUCAUAGAUUGUGUUUGUAUUUUGGUUGUUGUAGAGGUUCACAUUCCCUUCCUCUCUAAAAACUAAAGGUCCCUAUCAGCACUCACUGUGUGUUGCUACUAUAGCUGCCCCCAAUGGCUAUUCCAUUUCUGAUGGAAACUGGGGGGAUUGGAGAAGCAUUUGGCUAUGUUUCCACAGCCACACAAAACCAAGUGCAUUAUCUGGUGAGACUGGUGGAUCUUGGUAGAAGAUGUCCCCAGUUUGUUUCAGCCCAUGGGGACAUAGAUAGAUGCUUCUUCCAUUGCACCCUCAUCUCUCUGGCUGUCAUAAAAUGGCUAUAGGGGAGCUACUACAAGGAGACAGUGAGUCCUGGGGCUGAUGAGAGGGAAGCUGUAGUUGAAUUCUGGAACUCUUACACCACUCAUGACCAUGUAUGAUCUCACUCUGUUAGUGUUACUUAAAUUAUCUCCCCUUCUUUGGUUUAAUGUGUGUCAUAACUAUGACUGUUACAGCAGGUUUUAGUUUAACUGAAGCUCCCAUUCUCAGGCUAGCAUGAGUGAUCACAGCAGAACAGUUAUUCUCUGGUUGCAAGCUGUUGAAUCUACUGUCUUCCUCACUUGAAUUUGAAGAAAGUAGUUCUAAGUUGUGGUGCUUCCUUCAACUACUUGUGGUUCCUAGUCAUUGGGAAGAACAAUAUGGCCUGUAGAACAACAGGACUAAACAGUCAAUUGAAAGUAACUUGGCUCUGUGUCUGAGUAGUUAUGUUGAUGUCAUGAUGAUAUUGCCACAAAUAGUGGGAAGAUAUAUGCCACUGAAUUGGUUUGUAGAGCCCGGUGGAUAUAAGCUAACUGUAUAUAUUAAGCAGGCCAGCCUUGCCUAAUCUGGUUCCCAUCAAAUGUGUUGGAUUACAACUCAUAUCACGCCUAGACCAUUGGCUGAAUGGGUAUGUGAUGGAAGAUACAGUACAACACAUUUGAAGGGUACCAGUUUGUACAAGGUUGAUGUAGUCUACAACAAGUUAUACUACUUGUUAAAAGGGAUUAUGGUUCUGUGGGUUCCUGGCUAUGGCUGCCUGCUCCUGCUCAGUGUUAGUUCAAAAUCUCCAGCAUCAGGGGCACUUUUUGCUAUUCAGGUGAUGAGUUGGGAUUUGACUUUGUUCUUUGGCUGGGUCAGAGAACAUUAGAAAAUAUUUGCAUCAAUAGGUAACAUUAUCUGCUCUGUUUUGGCCAACUGGAAUAAGGUCGAGCAAGCCUAAAAUGCAAUCUGGAAAUCCUGUAUACAGCAUUGAUUACAACUUAACAUUGUUAUUCUUCUUUUGCAAUAUUUUUCCUUGGAAUCUCACUUUAAAUAGAACAUGUAUUUGAUGUAUUUGUAAGCUCAGUUGCUGUUGACUUGUCUGCUUCAUAUACACUCAGACUCACAAAUAUAGAGAUAGUUCUGACUAAAUAGCCUGAGUACAUUCAUAGAUUAAACACUCAUAUUAACAUGUCCCUAUGAAAUAAAUAUAGAGUGACUGCAGCAUAUUGUCAGUGUUAUCUGCGAUGUAUGUAUUCAGAAAAUUUGCACAGACAACAAAUUCCCAAGUAAUGAUAACAAGUGGAGAUAUUAAUUCAAUUUUUCAUAAAUCUACUUGUGACUAGAAUGCUCUAGGCUGUAAUAUAUCUGCAAGCUAACCCUAGUUUGUGUGCACUAAAGAUGUAAUCAAAAACAUUUAUUAAGGAAUAUCCUAUUGAUGUCAGUAAUGCUACAUUCCUCUUUGAAAUUAUUUGGAAUAAAUAAUUGUUUCAGUCAUUAAUCAACAUACAGUUUCACGUACUGUGCAAUGAUAGAUAAAAUGGUGAUUAAUAGUGGGGGUUGUAUGGAAAGAGCAAAAUAGUCUCCACUCACAGACUCUUGUAGAAAAAUAGUGAACAUUAAUAUGACCUCUAUGAUCCAUGUUCCUCCAAAUUUACUCCAGAUGAUGACUGAACAUGCCUGCCAUCCUUCAUGCCAGCAGAAAAUAUCUCUUUGCCACAGUGGUGAAGGACAUAAGCACACAUCACUUCCUUUUUCAAUCAGUACAAAGAGUCAUGUGACAGAACAACUUCCCAAUUUGCAGUUUCCUACUGUUUGAUUAUGACAAAAAUCACAAAGGGCUGUGUUUUUCAAGCAGUGGUAGAGUUUCAAUGCACAGAGACCUUGCUUUCUUUGUAGACAUAUCACGUAUAUAUUUCUCAUUACAUGAUAAUUGUUUUAACCCUAAAUCAUUGUAAUGCUUUUGCUCUGUACUAUCAGUUUGCCUUAUUUCUACAAGGGCUUUGAAUGGGCUGGACCCAUUGAUACUUAUGUAUGGGAUGUUAUAAUCUGUUAAUAUUGUUUGGUUUAUGUUAUAGUUUGUAUGAUCACAAAUGAAAUUUCUGCCUAACUUUUUAUUCUUUUUAUUUAAUCUAUAAUGUGUAAUAAUAAUAAAUAUCCUUAAAUUUUG